GACAACAAAACAGCACUUCCGGUCGCGCAGAGCUCGGCAUGGUUACGCAUGUGACUAUUCACAUAAUACUCACGUAUAAUGCCGGAUUUAAUUAUAGACUUUUUCUAGAUAAACAUUAUUUGAGUAAAAUUAUUAGUGAUAAAUAAUGGAAAUUGAGGGCCGAGAUUUUCUCAACACUCCUCCGAAGAAAACUGUGCGUUUUGGAGGCACAGUUGCCAAUACAUUAGCGAAGCUACAAAAGGGCGACACGAGUGAUUAUGAACUGAUAAAACAUCAACUCUCAGAUCCUGAUAUUAAGGACGCUCAGAUUAUCAACUGGCUGCAGGAGUUCAGGAGCUGUGUUACUCAACUUGGCAAAGAUCAUGAGCAAUUGAUACAUGUUGUUUUGAAGCUGCCAUGGCUCGGUCGCAGUCAGGCUGUGGUGGAAGAAUAUCUGGCUUUUCUGAGUAACCUGGUGUCGGCCCAGACCGUUUAUCUCAGAGCCUGUCUCAGAAUGGUCGUCACUAAUUUUGCACCAAAGAGAAUACGAGUCCAAGAAGGAAAUGUGGCAUUUUCAGAUUCUGAUGAUGAAGAUGAAAAUCUGCCGAGGACAUUUGAUCAUUGUCAUCAAGCCUUACAGCUUAUUGCAAGAUAUGUUCCAUCAACCAGUCGAUUCCUGAUGCCGAUCCUUUCCGACAAGUUCCCUUUUGUGCAGAAAUCCUCCAGAACACUUGAGUGUUACGUGCACAACCUGUUGAGAGUUUCGGUCUACAUCCCUGACCUGAGGAGAGACAUCUUAGAGCUCAUCAUCAGCAAGAUGCUGACGCUAGAUGUUAGUGCACCACGAAGUGAGAUUGAAGAAGUGGAAAGCGGAGCUCAGCAAGAUGCUAAUGGAGCAGCACAGGAUGAAUGCCUCUUUGACAUGGAAGAGGAUAAGGAAGAGGAAGAGGAGGAUUCAUCGAGACCUGAUGGAGCUGUGAUGGUUCAUCCUGUCGCAGAGAGACUGGACACAAUGAUGUCUGUCCUGCUGGCUUACAUUAAGGACAUUUGCCAUGUCAAUGGCUCAUUAGAUCUUGAGAAAACCAAAGCUGUAUACAGAGACCUGAUGUGGGUGUUUGAUAAGGUGGUGCUCCCCACUCACGCCUCCUGUCACGUGCAGUACUACAUGUUCUACCUGUGCAGCUUCCGCCUGGGGUUGGCUGAAGCUUUUUUGGAUCACUUAUGGAAGAUGUUACAAGCCCCCAACCAGCCCUCCAUCCUGAGACAAGCAGCUGCUGGAUACAUGGGCAGCUUCUUGGCAAGAGCCAAGUUUUUGCCAGUAUCGACAGUCAAGGCCUGUCUGGACCUGCUGGUUCCCUGGUUGCACCUUUACAUUGACAGUCAGGACGCUGGAUCCAAAGCAUUCUGUGACGUCAAUCUGCACGGCCCUUUUUAUACAGCUUGCCAGGCUGUGUUUUACACACUCAUCUUCAGACACAAUGCCAUUCUGGAGGGCAAUAUGAAGAAAGGGUUGGCGUAUCUCCAGGGCUUGAAUCUGGAGCGUAUAGUGAUGUGCCAGCUCAACCCGCUGAGAGUCUGUCUACCUGCUGUCACCAACAUGUUUGCAGCUAUCACCAGGAAGUACCAGCUCGUCUUCUGUUACACCAUCAUUGAGCGAAACAACCGGAACCUGUUGCCAGUGGUGAGCUGUUCAACGGGCGGAAACUCGGUGUCCACUAACACAAACCCUCUGGAUACCUUCUUCCCUUUUGAUCCGUAUCUCCUGAAAAGCUCUGGAAAACUCAUUGAGCCAAUCUAUCAGGUGUGGGAGGAGCCGUCUGAUUGUAUGAUAGAUGUGCCCAAGAAGCAAGUGAUAACGGGGUCUAUGGAGGAGGAAGAUGACUUUCUGCAUGGAGAAACUCCUCAGGGUGAUUUGGUAGUGGGCAUGACUCCGGGCUCUUAUGACUCUCAUCUUCACAGUCCGCGGAGCGUUGGCUCGCCCCCGUUCUCCUUCCUGCAGCGGCCUUUCUGAUCCACUGCUGUAGCACUCAGCUGGUCACAGAUCACAUCAGGAGGGGGCGCUCAAGGACUGCUUGUGCUCUGACUGGAGCCCUUCACACACCAGCAUUACUGACCCUGUGUUUGGCAGUAGGUUUGCUGAACCCUCUACUUCACUUUAAGACUGCAUCAUAAAAUACCAAUAUGCGUUUAUUGCACACUUGUGCUAUAUUAAUAGUAAAAUGAAAGAAACAUUGGUGGCUUCACAAGUGGACAGUCUGAUGUAUUUUCUGUUUUCAGGACAAACUAUUAGUUUAUAACUAAAGUUUUAAUGAAAUUAUCACUGUGUUCUCAGAGUAAAUUGGAGUUGUUUUAUAUAUAUAUAUAUAAUUUUGUUUUUUUCAGUUUAUUCUGAAAUGAUUAGAAUUGGCUGGUGGUGUGUUUCAGGUGUCACUUCCCAUGUUAUGAGUUUGAGCUCUGACUAAGCCAGUGUCCGUUUGCACAAAAUAUUCUGUAGAAAAUUGACUUGCAGUGAAUACCUUCAUGUAAAGAUGGUUUUCUGUGUUAUUUGUUGAAAUUUUAACUGUUGUCGUCCUUGGCUUAUUCUGUACAAAUAUCAAACCUCCACAGUGAUUUGUACUCUUGCGCUACAGUUUUGAAUUCAACUUUUGAAAUUAACAUGAAGUAGUAAAAUGGUCUAGCUCUUUUAUUACAAUGUGGAAAAUAUGAUCUAAUGGUUGACUUAAUAAAAGAUGUUACUCUUAAAA
Molecule: messenger RNA, 2723 nt
Organism: Carassius auratus (goldfish)
Lineage: Eukaryota; Metazoa; Chordata; Actinopteri; Cypriniformes; Cyprinidae
Product: RNA polymerase I-specific transcription initiation factor RRN3-like
Exons: 18
Coding region: 146-1990 (614 amino acids)
Biological process (GO): transcription initiation at RNA polymerase I promoter
Cellular component (GO): nucleus
Molecular function (GO): RNA polymerase I general transcription initiation factor activity; RNA polymerase I core binding
Source: RefSeq, a predicted model, not a curated record